UGCACAGAGAGAGGCUGCGGGGCGGACGCACGGCCCGGCGCAGCCAUGGUGAAGAUCAGCUUCCAGCCCGCCGUGGCCGGCAUCAAGGCCGACAAGGCCGACAAGGCUUCGGCGUCGGCCUCGGCCCCGGCGCCCGCCCCGGCCGCUGAGAUCCUGCUGACGCCGGCUCGGGAGGAGCGCCCCCCCCCCCACCGCUACAAGAAGGGGGGCUCCGUGGGCGGCGUGUGCUACCUGUCGAUGGGCAUGGUCGUACUGCUCAUGGGCCUCGUGUUUGCCUCCGUCUACAUCUACAGAUAUUUCUUCCUGGCUCAGCUGGCCAGAGACAACUUCUUCCACUGCGGCGUCCUCUACGAGGACUCCCUGUCCUCCCAGGUCCGCACCCGGAUGGAGCUGGAGGAGGACGUGAAGAUCUACCUCGAAGAGAACUACGAGCGCAUCAACGUGCCUGUGCCCCAGUUUGGCGGCGGCGACCCCGCAGACAUCAUCCACGACUUUCAACGGGGUCUCACCGCCUACCACGACAUCUCCCUGGACAAGUGCUAUGUCAUCGAGCUCAACACCACCAUUGUGCUGCCCCCUCGCAACUUCUGGGAGCUCCUCAUGAAUGUGAAGAGAGGGACCUACCUCCCGCAGACGUACAUCAUCCAGGAGGAGAUGGUGGUCACGGAGCACGUCAGCGACAAGGAGGCGCUGGGCUCCUUCAUCUACCACCUGUGCAGCGGGAAGGACACCUACCGGCUGCGGCGCCGGGCUACCCGGAGGCGGAUCAACAAGCGUGCGGCCAAAAACUGCAGUGCUAUCCGCCACUUCGAGAACACCUUCGUGGUCGAGACGCUCAUCUGCGGGGUGGUGUGAUGGCCCCCUCCCUCAGGGCCCCGGCCCUGCACUCCUCCUUUUCUUCUUCUGGCCGCUCUCCGGCCCUCCUCCUUCCCCUCGCUUCGCUUGUACUUUGGACCCCUUUCCAUACAUGUGACGUGUCUCCCUUCCUCUCCAGCCCUGCCCGCCUCCCUGUACCAGAGCCGUGACCUCUCGGGGCCCCCACCUCUACUGACCUCCUGGGUCUGGGGGAUGGAGGGGGUGCCCUAGGAUGGUUUCUGUGACCACCAUCUUGAAGUUGGGGCCUCCAGGCCCAGCCCACAGCUGCGCUGGCAGCCCUGGGGAAGGACUGGACAGAGGGGCCGGGCAUGUGGGGGUCCCGGCGAGGGGAUGGGGUGGGGGGAGGGUGUGGCGUGGGGUUCAGAAAUGUCUGCAGAGUCGGGAAAGUCCCAAAAGGCUUUCUCUUUGGCCGGCACACUUCCUCCUGUGUCCGGAUUCCUGGGCCUGGGCUGAGGAUGGGGGGAAUGUGUCCGAGGGUGGACCCACCCAGAGCACAAGGGAAGGCGGCUGUCCUGGGGUCUCUCCAGGACUCCUGUCAGUGCCUUCAGCCCAGCUGUCGGAGCCUGGAGUUUAGGGGGUGGGGAUGAGUCGAUCAAGCACAAUCGCUCUCCGAGUGGAACCAAAGAGGGAAGGAGCCAGGGCCCCCAGCCGUGGCCCCCAGGAGCACAGAGCCGGGCCCUGUGGCCUCAGCCACAGAGUAUGGGGGAGAGGGGCGGCGCUUCUCUCGCCUCGUCCUCAAGCAGCCCUGCCGAGCUGAGCACUGAGCAGAUGAGCUGUAGGUCCUGAGUGGGUGGGCGCGUUGCCGUCUCCAAGCUUAGGGCUGUUGUAAAGAUAACGUGGGGGCAGGGAGGGCCACCUGGUACUUGUACACCCUGCCUCCUCUUUGUUCGGAAAUUCCGUCCCCCUCUGCUUUGGGGGAACGCAGCAUUUUUCCUUUCCCUUCUCACUUCUGCAUGUUUUUACUGAUCGUUCAAUAUGCUAACCGUUCUCAGCCCGGAGCCUUGAAGAGGAGGCUGCGACGCCUCCAGUCAGACGUGGUGCUCUCUGGAGAUGAAACUCUUAAAUGCUUUGUAUAUUUUCUCAGUUAGAUCUCUUUUCAGAAGUGUCUGUAGAAUAAUAAAAAUCUUUGACUUCUGA
This is a messenger RNA of Diceros bicornis minor, 2013 nucleotides long. It is a transcript of the gene ITM2C, whose product is annotated as integral membrane protein 2C. Gene Ontology annotation, biological process: negative regulation of amyloid precursor protein biosynthetic process. The transcript has 6 exons. Lineage: Eukaryota; Metazoa; Chordata; Mammalia; Perissodactyla; Rhinocerotidae. The record is from RefSeq and is a predicted model, not a curated record. The coding region runs from base 46 to 855 and encodes 269 amino acids. Gene Ontology annotation, molecular function: amyloid-beta binding. Gene Ontology annotation, cellular component: Golgi apparatus; plasma membrane; extracellular exosome.